Messenger RNA from Cynoglossus semilaevis (tongue sole), 3852 nucleotides. It is a transcript of the gene itgbl1, whose product is annotated as integrin, beta-like 1. The transcript is spliced from 11 exons. Bases 362 to 1822 code for a protein of 486 amino acids. Gene Ontology annotation, molecular function: integrin binding. Gene Ontology annotation, cellular component: focal adhesion; integrin complex; cell surface. The record is from RefSeq and is a predicted model, not a curated record. Gene Ontology annotation, biological process: cell-cell adhesion; integrin-mediated signaling pathway; cell migration. NCBI's taxonomy places the organism in Eukaryota, Metazoa, Chordata, Actinopteri, Pleuronectiformes, Cynoglossidae.
AUCUGGAGAAUGAAGAGGAAAAAGUGAAAGGAGAACAAGUCUGCUUCUAAUUACAUCUUGAACUGGUGACUUAACUUUUCUUUUUGGCAGUUUUCCCUGCUCCAGCUCCUGCCCAGGACUGUCUUAGAGUCAGGACUAAUCAGAGGCACUUGUAUGCAGAGGACUCUUGGCCUCUAUACGGAUUGAGCCAGUUCAGGCCAGCACUGCUGCUCCUUCACUCACUUCUCCGUCUUUUUUCUUCUCCUUUCUUCCCCCUCGCUCUCUCCUCGUUAUUCUGUCCUGUCUGUUUAAGUAGAGGAAAGCUUGGGAAUUUCCUUCAAGCUGCUUCACCUUAGGAUUUACCUUCUGUGGGGAUUCAAACAUGCACACUGAAGUAGUAGUUCAGUCCAUGUUAGUUCCGUUGAUCUUGAUUUUGCUGUCUGCCGUGGAGGAGACUUUGUUGCAGUCUGUGAGCCAGGUGGGUGGUGUGUGUAGACUGUCCACAGAGUCAUCCCUGCGUCGCUGUCGCACACCUGAUGCCAAGAUCUGCAGUGGGAGGGGCAAGUGUGACUGUGGCAUCUGUAUCUGCAGGGCAACUGAUCCAGGAAAGUUCUAUGGGCCUCUCUGUGAGUGUCACGACUGGGUCUGCCCCUCGCAUAAUGGAAAACCUUGCAAUGAUUAUGGCUACUGUGACUGUGGGCUGUGUGAGUGCGAUGACGGUUGGUUUGGAGAUGCCUGCCAGUUCCAGGAGGAGUGCAAGAUUCCAAACAAGAAGAGCAAAGAGCUCUGCAGAAACCCACAGGGAGUAGUGUGCUCCAACAGAGGAACCUGCCACUGUGGUAGCUGCAAGUGUAAGAAUGAAGACAACAGAGGUUUGGUGACCGGGCGUUUCUGUGAGUGCGACGACAACGAGUGUCUGGACGAGGACACCGGAGAGGUGUGUGGAGGCCAUGGCCAGUGUUACUGUGGCAACUGUUACUGUGCUGCCGGUUGGCAUGGAGACAAGUGUGAAUUCCAGUGUGACAUCAGCCCAUGGGAGAGCAAGCGGAGAUGCACAUCACCAGAUGGCAAAAUUUGCAGCAACAGAGGAACCUGUGUGUGUGGUGAGUGUACCUGCUACGACGUAGAUCCCUCUGGAGACUGGGGAGACAUUCACGGAGACACCUGCGAGUGCGACGAGAGGAACUGCCAUGCGACAUAUGACCGAUACACCGAUGACUUCUGCUCAGGCCAUGGUCAGUGUAACUGUGGCAGGUGUGACUGUAGAGAAGGAUGGGCUGGGAGAAAGUGUGAACAUCCUCUGUCCUGCUCGCUGUCUCUGGAGAGCAGUCUGAAGAAGUGUCGAGGAACGUCCAAUUUGCCCUGCUUCGGACGAGGUCAGUGUCUGUGUGGAGAGUGCACCUGUCAUCCACCUGGGGACAGUCGUGUUUAUGGCAAAAACUGUGAGUGUGAUGACCGUCAGUGUGAGGACAUCAGUGGAGAGGUCUGUGGAGGUCACGGUUACUGUUCAUGUGGACGGUGCAUCUGCGAAGACGGCUGGUUUGGGAAGCUGUGCCAGUUCCCCAGGUCAUGUGACAUGAGCGAUUCCCAGAGCAGGGAGCUUUGUGAGAUCCCUGAUGGAGUCAUCUGCAGUGGAAAAGGUUCCUGUCACUGUGGCCGGUGUAUCUGCUCUCCUCAAGACUGGUGGGUUUCUGGAGAAUACUGCGAGUGUGACGACCGGGACUGUGACAAACACGACGGCCUCAUCUGCACUGGGAAUGGUGUGUGCAAUUGUGGCAACUGCGAGUGCUGGAAUGGCUGGACAGGGAACGCUUGUGAAAUCUGGGUGGGAACGGACUACUGAGGAAAAAUGGCUGCUGGAUAUUAGAGACAAGAGACCUGGCUGCCUGGAGCGACCAGGAGCAACACCGCAGCCUGACAACAACGAGAGGAAGCAGAACGUAUACAGAGAAAUCAAUUUAUUUUGUUUAUCACUAACAAUACUCAUGUAGUAGAAAUGAUUCAGGUUAUAACUGGACUUUGGUUUAAAAUAAAAUUAAACAAAAAACAACUGUUUAACCCAUUCCACAGUCUGAAUCUGUUUUCAAACAGCUACAUGAUUCUUUUUUAAUAAUUGAUGAAGGAUAAAUAUUAACUAUGGGAUCCAAACAAAAAAUAAAUAAACAAAACUAAAAUCUAAAAUUACCCAUUGCAGUUAAACCCCAAGGCUAAACAACAAACGAAAGUUUGUCCUUGUUUACUUUUAGUGUAUGGUUAUUACUAUGUAUACUUUUUUUGUAGAAUAAUAUAUGUCGCAUAAAUAAACACUAUAAAUAUUAUUGCUCAAAAAACAGAUUUUCUUUUGACUGCUAACAGAAAAACCAUUUAAAUUUGAUAAAUAAUUAAAUAUAUUUGAUAAACAUGAAACUAUUGAACAAUAUAUUUCAGUCAACUAAAUCUAAUUGAAGUUACAAUUAAGUAAAACAAAAACUAGCAGUAAAUCAAUUCUGUUUUGCAUAAAAAUCAAAACAGUUUUGACUCAAAGCUUUGUGUUUUAGGUUUUUAUUUCUUUUAAUAAUAAAACAUUAAAUGUGCCGCAUGACACAACAUUUGCAUGGAAAACAAUGCUAAGACCUUAAUCAUACAUGGUUACAAAUUUGUUAUAACAUGACAUAACUCCAAUGGGCAUACUUGCAACGGUAUAUUUAUAUAUAUAUAUAUAUAUUAUUUUUUUUUGUUGAAAAUAAACUGUUUUAUUAAAUGUCUAUCAUCUGCCAGGUGACUCAAACCAAACAAUCUGCCAUUGAUAAAAACCCACACUUGUACUGAAGGUACGUUAAUGGACGUUUCUCCUGCUCAGACUAGUGACAAGUGACGAUAAAUCAAGUAAAAGGGCAUACAUAGUUUAGACUGUGGCAUGCUGGAUAUCCAGGUCACUUCGUAAGGUGGCAUCAGGGGAUGAGAGCUGCAUCGACACAGGAGCUCAGUCACCACUUGGAUACAAGGGCCAAUAGGAGGUCAAAGAAAAAAAUUGAUGUCAAUUCUACUUUGGCCUUUUUCAUGCUUAUAAACGAGCCAACGCCUUUCGCUUGGUACUUUCCUGACCCAUCGAAAAAGGACAGGUGCAAUAAUAUACUGCACUCGAUAUUGCAUUAAGUAUGUUACUGACAUUACAGUACACCUUUAUAUAAAUAUUUUACUCAAUAUGUUGUAUAUGUGUAUACAACGAAACACAAACUGUAUAGUGUAGACAAACGCGUUGCAUAUAUGUAUGUAAAAUUUAGCGGUACAUACCAACAGUUCUCGAUAGACAUAGCCUACUACAUGCAGUUCAUCGAUGCCAUCCUUUCCCCAUGCAACAGAUGGGAGACGGAAAUUAACAAAAAUGAAAUAAAGAGUUUGGAAAGUGAAAUAAAUUUGUGUGCCACAGAGAGGGAGCACAAAGGCAGACGUGAUGGGGCUUUGGAGACGACAUCACACGUGACCCGUAUAUGAGGGAAAAUUAAGACAAACAAACAACAACGAGAAAAAAGAAAAGAAAACCAGUACAGUGACUACAGAGACCCCAACAAAGAAGUACAUUUACACACUGGUCAUUUACAAAAAUAAAAUCAGCCUCCAAGGAUCCAUUUGACCAAACUGCAGGGUUGGAGCAGCAGCCAGCCCAGCAUGUAGAGUUUGUUAAGAGCGGAGGAUGACUGGAUGUAAUGAGGACAGAACACCGGCCUCAGAUACUGAAGUGCAGCGUCAGCCCCUGUGUACAGUUACACCGCUUUGUUACAGUAUGUCACCACAGAUUUGUACAGACAAAUAUCAACGUCAAACUGGUGUGCUUUGAUGGGCUGUUGUCAGAAAUGGCCGUGUGUAAUCCCCAAAUUAAACGUAUAAAAUCAA